Molecule: messenger RNA, 1710 nt
Organism: Brassicogethes aeneus
Lineage: Eukaryota; Metazoa; Arthropoda; Insecta; Coleoptera; Nitidulidae
Source: the annotation of a GenBank genome assembly
AUGCUACAAACAUCAUUGAUUUUAAUGGUGGCUACAAAUUGCAGCAUAGUAUGUAUUGCAGAUAUUUUCAAAACCUAUUUUGUUGAGAGAAAUUUUGUGAAACCAAUAUCGGUGAUAUUGGACGAUGGCGGAUAUAUUGAGGACAACAUACUGCCCUGUUUUAUUGAUGACGUGUCACAGUGGCCCUUGUACGUAACAAACUUAACUUCAUUUAACAAAAGCUUCAAAAAGUCCACCAAUUCCUAUAUGAAUUAUGUUGUUAAUAUAAGAAAUGUAGAAGAUAUAAGGUACGUGAUCACCAAAAUUAAGGAUGGUGAUAGUUUUUGGAACAAUGAAGUAAAACUGCUUAUAUCCAUGAUGAAUUAUCAAGACAAACAAGAUUUUUUUAAGACGUUGAAGUCCAUAAUACAAUUUGAAGAUAUAAGUGCUAUUAUUGUAACACGGGAUGAAGUUAUGGUUGUAAAGGGGACCAACUGUGUUUGGAAUGACUUUAACAUCAUUGAUAAAUGUAAUAAAAGUGUGAUAGUUGUAGAAAACCCACCAAACAAAACUUAUAAGGCACUUGUAAUGCCAUAUGAACCAAAUUUUCUCAAAAUUACUAACAAUAGCUUAAUAAAAUAUGACUACUUCGCAAGAAAUGGCGUGGAAUAUGAUGUAUUGGCAUUAUUAAGCGAAUUGUUCGAUUUAAACGUCACUUUGGUGGUAUCGGGGGCCAAUUUUAAAUUUGGAGGCGUUUGGGAGAAUGGAAGUAUAGAUGGAGUUUUUUUUAAAGUUCACCAAAACGAAUAUGAUAUAUUUCUAGGUAAUUGUAUUUUGACACCUGCAAGACUAUUGUUUUUUUACUAUACCUAUCCAGUUUUAUUUGGCUCUUUAUACUGGUUCGUCCCACAUAAUUUGAAGGAAAACACUUUGGAUGAUUUCAAUAAAUUGGCAGACAAAUACGCUUUAUUUCUACUAAUGUUUUUCAUGCUCUUCAUUGCUUUGAGUAUACGAAUUUUCGGUGGUCAUAAAAUGACAUCAACAAACAUAGUUUUCAUGUUGUACACUGUAAUGAUUGGCGUCACAUACAACAUACCUAAACAUAGAAACGUAAGACUAAUCAUAUCCACUGUAAUAUGGCUGAAUAUAUUCGCAAACGUUUUGUUUCUAACAGCAUUAACAAGCAAUCUAUCUAACGUAGAGUAUAAACAAACCAUAGAUUCAGAGGAGGACAUCCUGAAAAGCAAUUUGGAUGCACAUGUGACAAUACCACACUUUUUUGACAACUCCAUCCUUCGUUCCAAACUAAAGGAAUGUUACAGGAUGAAGGAAUGCUUGCAUAUGGUGGCAGAUCGAAAAAUUGCUUUCGCAGUCACAACAAUCAAUCAACACUACAUUAUCAACAACUACACAGACGAAAACGAAAUCCCACGAAUUCAUUACAUACAAGCAAAAAUUGCUUUAACUUCGCUAACCUUUUUUAUGAGAAGAGGUUUUCCUUUAUACCAACAGUUUUCCAAAAAAUUAAUUCAACUAGGCGAUGCUGGAUUUGUCACCAAGUUCCACAAAGACGUUGAAAGUAGACAUUUUUACGAAAAACUUACAGAAAGCGGAGAUAUCAAAUUAAAACACUUGCAAAAUUUGUUUAUAUUGCUUAUAAUGAUAUACGCAUUAUCUUUUUUAAUACUAUUAUUGGAGAUAGUUUUGAAGAAAAACGAUAAAAAUCCAUAA